This is a messenger RNA of Rubroshorea leprosula, 1351 nucleotides long. The record is from the annotation of a GenBank genome assembly. NCBI's taxonomy places the organism in Eukaryota, Viridiplantae, Streptophyta, Magnoliopsida, Malvales, Dipterocarpaceae.
AAAUAUUUUUUUAACCUCAAAAAGCUUUUAAACAGUAAAAGUUCAAAAGUUUCAAAUCCAAACUUUUUAUAAACUCCCUUUUUACUUACUUUUCACUCCCUUUUUCACCUUCCUAAAAGCUAAAACUCUAUUUUCCCUCCAAUAAAAAUUUAAACUUAUCAGUCAUAACAGUUCAUAAAAAUGGGGGGGAUUUUGCAAAGAAGAUUGGAAGAGAGAGAUGAAGGAAAAUCAUGCUCCUCCUGCACCUUUUGCUUCUGUUGCUGCGCUGAGCCCAGAUUCCCUGCUGCUGCACCAGCCCUGCUCUGCGCCCCUUGCUUACCGCGAACCAGCCUUGCUCCCGCACCCGAGACUUGCUCUGCACCAGUCCUGCACCUCUGCGCCCAGAUCUCUUGCACUCUGCGCCAGCUAACACCGGCAAUCAUACCCCUUUGCACGCCAGCCAUCACUGGCAAUCAUACCCCCCUCUGCACCGAGCCUGUGCCCUUUUCUCUGCGCCCCACUGUCGGCAAUCAUACCCCCUUCACACCACGCCUUACCGCCCUGCACCGAGCCUGCACUCUUGCACUCUGCGCCCCAAUCCCUCACCUCUGCACUCCUACUCGCUAUAGCCAUGCCCCUGCCUCACCUAUAGAAAAAACAGCAAUACCAGGCAAAAUCAGCAUCAUCAGUGAUUGACGGAGUAAGGUUUUUUUUUUAAUUUUUUUUAUUUCAUCUUUAUUUUAUUUUAUUAUUUGGGUAAAUAUAUAGAGCAAAAAGCAGAGUAAAGAGGGGGGUCUUUUGUUAAUUUCGGAGUUUGAUUUGGAGGUCUUCGUCUGGGUUUUGAGAAUAGUAGAGGGAGAUUUCGAGGAGAAAGAGAGUUUGUUUUUCUGUGCUUGUUGUUUGGUGUUUGGGUGUUGAGAACGUUGGUGAAAGGAAGAGCACUCUGCUGGAGGCAUCACCGGAUUACUAGUUGGAGAUAGAGGUUUUGUUCUUUUUGGUAAUUUUUUGAAACUGAGAAAGUUCAAGAAAGGGUGGUGAAGGUGACGAACAGAGCUUGAUCCCGUGGGUGGGAUUCCUCUGUUUGGAACCGGAUCUACUGUCUUUUUUCUGGAAUUUUCACUUUUAGAUUUCUAUGUUUGUUGAUGUUUGGUGUUAUUUUAGGGAUUGAUACCAAGAUAUAUGGUAAUUGUUGAUGAAUGAAUGACAGAUUUUACUAGUAUGUAACGAACAUGUGCUGAAUUUGAAAUUGAAUGCGUGAUUUCUGAAAAAAAAAAAAUUGUUUGAAAUGAAUAUGAACCCUAAUUUUAAAUGUCUUCUUCCAUGUUUGAUCUGAUUUCACUUGUUUUGGUUGACGGGUUGAGUUUUUGGGCUA